AGAUGAAUGUAUCUUUGGCUGAGGCUCUGUCGGUCCGUGGAGGACCACUGCAGGAAGAUGAAGUGUGGGCUGUACUGAAUCAGAGUGCCGAAAGCCUUCAGGAACUGUUUAGGAAAGCCAGCCCUUCUAGCAUGGAGUUCAUUAUUUCUCCGUGGUCUUUGCUGUGUCUUCCCUGUGGCAGUGUUUCAUUUACAGACAGCAAUGUCUCAAACCAGGACCUGAGAGCAUUCACUGCACCAGAAGUUCUGCAAAACCAGUCCAUUUCAUCACUUUCAGAUAUUGAAAAGAUUCACAUUUAUUCUUUGGGCAUGACAUUGUACUGGGGAGUAGACUACGAAGUACCUGAGAACCAGCCAAUUAAACUUGGAGAUCACCUUAACAGUGUACUGUUGGGCAUGUGUGAGGAUUUUCCGUACUCUCGAGUAUCUGUGCGAACUAUUCUGGAUGCUUGCAGUGCCCACAUCAGAAACAGCAACUGUGCCCCAUCAUUUUCGUACAUCAGGAAACUGGUGAAAUUGGUACUAGGUAGCCUUACAAAGCUGGACCAGAUUGCCAUUCACAGUGAAACAGAGUUGCAGCCAGAUCGAAGCCAAGCAAUUCGUGACAAACUUCGAGGGAAGGGGCUACCUCCUGAAAAAAACAUGACAUUCAAUGUACUAGACCAGUACAAGGCUCAGUUCUAUGGAAAAGCAUCACUCAGUAAGGGACUCAGUCGUUCUAUGGGAUUCCUGGCUUUCCCUAAUAAACCGUUAGAGGAGGAGGAUUUUUCACUUUGUACUUCUUCAAAUUACAACUCUGGGCAUGAAGAUGCUGUAGAUGCAUGUUACCCAUAUCAGCACAGGCAAGAUAGACUUGGGAACAGAUUGAAUAUUAACAGAGGUAGUAGGCACUGUAAAAUUUCGGCUUCCACCACAAACAUAGCUCUCCAAGUUGAAAAAGGACUUACAGGAGAUAAUUAUGGACCCAUCCAUUUUCCAGAUGGGAUGUUGUCAGCUGGUCCAAGAAGUAAUCCUCAUUUUUUAGAUUGUAAUGUAGCUGGAGAUGCUUUAUGUCACCAACAGUCACUUGGACCUCCUGUGUCUCAGCCAUCAUCUUCCUCUUCAGCAUUAUCAUCUGCAUAUGAUCGGAUUCGAGAAAGACAAAGAAAACUGCAGAUAUUAAGGGAUGCCAUGGAUGUAGAAGAGCCUGUGAAAGCACGUCAGCAGUACCACAGCGAUACUUACAGCACCUCUAGUGACAGCCAUUCUGUUACAUCUUCUGACCAAGACUUCAGACAAGUGAAAAGACCUGAAGAUUUGAAAUAUGUUUCUCGGACAGUUCUUUCUGAGCAAGAUGAGCUGACUUCCAGAAGUCACCUCACUGUGAGGAACAAGCCCUAUGAUGUUUCACUUGAAGGUAGUUUAGUAAGUCAGGAAAUCAUGGUAAGGCGUCAAGAAGAAGAACUUAUGCAGCUGCAGAGCAAACUGGCACACAAGCAGGGCUCCCAACUGAAUCUUUAUUCAGGAGAUAUGCCCAAAGCAUCCAUGUUAGACAUCACUAGAGAUCUGCUGAGAGAAGUUGCACUGGAAACCACGUUGACACAGAGAAAACUGAAGAAUUUCUUUGGUCCAGAGUUUGUGAAAAUGACAAGUGAGCCUUCCAUUACCUUGGAACUUCCAAGCUCAAUUCUGGCUAAAAGGGGGAAGAGUGAAGAUGUCAGACGGAAGGUGAACAUCAUACUGCUGAGUGGACAAAGACUGGAGCUGACCAGUGAUAUCAAGUCAUCUUGUAGAGAUGUCUUUGAAAUGGUUGUGGCACAUAUUGGCUUGGUUGAGCAUCAUUUAUUUGGCUUAGCAUACUUGAAGGAAAAUGAAUAUUUCUUUGUUGAUCCUGAUGCAAAAUUAGUUAAAGUGGCACCCGAAGGGUGGAAAGACGAAACCAAGAAGAAAAACAAAAUACCUGUCAAUUUUACACUUUUCUUUCAAGUUAAAUUUUUUGUUGAAGAUGUCAGCCUUAUACAGCAUAAUCUUACAAGACACCAGCAUUAUUUACAGCUGCGGAGAGAUAUCUUGGAAGAGAGGAUAAAUUGUGAUGAUGAGACUGCCUUGCUGUUGGCAUCACUUGCCCUUCAAGCUGAGUUUGGGGAUUACCUGCCAGAGGUGCAUGGGAAAACUUAUUUCAGACUUGAACAUUAUCUACCAGCUAGAGUAAGAGAAAAGCUGGACCAAUCCUACAUCAAAGAGGAGCUACCUAAGUUACAUAGUACCUAUUUUGGAGCUUCAGAAAAAGAGACAGAAUUUGAGUUUCUAAAAGUGUGCCAAAAACUGCAAGAAUACGGAGUUCAUUUUUACAGAGUAAUGUCAGAGAAAAAGUCAUUGACUGGAAUAAUGUUGGGAAUUUGCUCCAAAGGAGUCUUUGUAUUUGAAGUCAAUAAUGGAUCUCGGACGCCUGUUCUUCGUUUUCCAUGGAGAGAAACAAAGAAAAUAUCUUUCAGUAGAAAGAAAGUCAGUCUGCAAAACACAUCAGAUGGCAUCAAGCAUGUUUUUCUGACUGACAGCAGUAAGAUGUGCCAAUACUUCUUGCAUUUCUGUUCUUGCCAGCACAAAUUUCAUUUACAAAUGAGAACUCGACAGAACAAUCAAGAGAUUCAGGAUAUCGAAAAAGCAUCUUUAUGUAGCCUGAACUUUAUGGCUGACUCACCUGGAGUGCAGGACCUGGGAAGAGCAGUUAGUACCACAAGUCUAACAGCAGGGAGUGUGUACAACAGGAAUUUAAGUCAAGCAUAUCCACGGCUGGAUGAGAAGUUGAAAAGACUAUCAUACUCAGAAAUUGCACUUAAUGGUCCACAACUAGGCAGACCAGCUGCUUUGGCAUUUGAGAAAUUCUCUUACCAAAGACCUCGUGCAAUGAGCAAAUCCUUUCAGGAUCUAAGCCACAUUGUGGAAUCUCCUUCUGGACUGGGUGAAGUUCUUAACAGCCAUGCACAGAAAGAUGGCAGUAAGAUGUCUCUAAGGACCUGUGACGGCAUAAGGGAAAAGUCUUUGCAUCAAAGAGCACAGUCUGACACAGAAUCCGUGACUACUGUGAGAAAACUGAAUAACAUUCUAGGUACAAAUGCCCUGAUGAGCUCAAGCAGAAGCUUUGAGAGAAGUAAACACGAGUCUGAUUCCUCGUCAUUUGAUGAUGCUGGACAAGCCUAUGUUGUAGGAGUCAGCAUGCAUAAUUCUACCAUUCCAUCUACCCCUGCAGAUUUAAAGACCAGUGAGACUUCACAAAAUAUACUGAGAUCUGUUGCAUCACCAGAGCGAGAAAUCAGCUUGGUUACGUUGAAAAAAGACCCAAAAUAUGGCUUAGGAUUUCAGAUUGUAGGUGGAAAAAACACUGGGAGGCUUGAUCUGGGUAUCUUCAUAAGUUCAGUCACUCCUGGAGGACCAGCUGAUUUGGAUGGGCACUUAAAACCUGGUGACAGACUGAUAUCCAUCAACAAUGUCAGCUUGGAAGGGGUUACCUUGGAGACAGCAGCAGAAAUUCUGCAGAAUGCCCCUGAUGAUGUUACACUUGUUAUUUCACAGCUCAGGGAUAAAAUCGUUGCAGGUUCUCUUCAAAAUCAUGAUGAAGAGCGGUAUCUUUCAAAGAGAAGUGGAUCCAAGCUAAAAAGUGAAGAAUCUUCAUCAGAAGAGACAUUCAGAUCUCUAAGCCACCAGAAGCUAUUAUCAGUUGGCUCUUCUGUAGUUUCCUUAAGUAGAAGACAAGGCAGCCUCAGCUCCCAGGAUUCUCGAACUGAGAGUGCUGGUCUGUCCCAUUACCAUUCAAGUGUUUACAGCAGGCACUUAAGGGAUGAUAUGGCUGGAGAAUCAAAACACAAACACAUAGCUUCAUUUGAAAAUUCAAGAUCAGGAGAGAAACCUAGGGCUUCUACAGAGAGUAAGAAAGGAAAAACGAAGUCUCCUGUGAUGCAGAGAGAAGACCACUCUGACAGAGGAGAUUCUGACAUGGAUGAGGAGACCUAUUCUAGUAGCCAAGAGCAGCAUAUACUGAAAAAGGAACUCUUAGCAGUACAUCAAGCAAGAAAAACAGGUUCCCAAGCAAAGUCAUCAGCAGAGCUUAAGCCUGGAGACGUCUUUGAAGUAGAGCUUUCCAAGAAGGAUCACAGCCUGGGCAUCAGUGUCACGGGUGGUAUAAACACAAGUGUGAAGCAUGGUGGUAUUUACGUGAAGGCCAUCAUUCCGAAUGGAGCAGCAGAAAGGGAUGGCAGAAUUCAAAAAGGGGAUCGGGUGCUCUCUGUAGAUGGAAACAGUCUGGAAGGUACUACACAUAAACAGGCUGUUGAAGCACUUCGAAACACAGGGCAGGUUGUUAAGCUACUGCUGGAAAAGGGCCAUCUUCCUCUGUCCAGUGUCCAUGCACCUGUUACUCCCAAAUGUACUCCUCCUAACCACACUGGAUCAAGCUGCCCCCUUGAAACCCAGCAGCAGCAGAAAACCUCAGCUCUGAGUGAUUACCCCUUUGUGACUGAUGACAACACUUUUGAAGUUAAGCUGUGCAAGAGUUCUUCAGGAUUGGGAUUUAGCUUUUGCAUGGAGGACAAUCUCAUGCAGGCUCAGCCUGGGACUAGUAUUGUGAGAGUGAAAAAGCUAUUUCCAGGACAGCCUGCUGAAGAAAGUGCCCAAAUUACAGCUGGAGAUGUUAUCCUGGAGGUGAAUGGUGUGCCACUGAAAGGAUUAUCUCAGCAGAAAGUUAUUUCGGUUCUUAGAGGAACAUCACAGGUUGCCACUUUACUGCUUUGCAGACCUUCUCCAGGUGUUUUACCCAGCAUAAACUCUCAUAGUCCAGUCACUGCCCAAAAGCGAGAGCUCCAGGAAUCUAACCACAAGUUACAUGGCACUGGCUCAUCUCGACAGCCAAAUGGGAAUCUGAGUGAUAGCUGUGAUGAGGAUGAUGAGAUAAAUGGUGAAAAGGCCAAGCAUCAGCUAAAGUCUCUGUCUAGGAGGGAUAGUUACAGUGACAGCACAGAUAGUGAAGAAAUCCCUGGAUUGAACAGUCUACCAGGAGCCAAGGGCCAGUCUUGGAAUUCUGCAGUCUGUCAGACUCCAGAGACUGAAAUCUCCUUUUCUAAUAGCCACUACCAGACACCCUGCAGUGAAGAGAUGAUGUGUACAAUGUAUUACUCUCCUAAUCAGACUUCCUUUAAACCAGAUAUGAUUGACAGUAACUGUCCCUCUCCACUCCCUCUGGAUCUGUUACCUUUUCAAAGCAGCCAGCAUGUGCCAGAAGUUCCUUCUCCUACUCCAUUAGAUGAUACUUUUAUGAGCUCUAGUUCUGGAUCAGACGUGAUGAUAUCACAUUUGCAGCAGGAAGUAGAAUCACUGGACCUGAGUGAUGCACAAGAAGAGUUUGAGCCUGAAGUAGAACUGGAUGUUACACUGAUCAAAUCAGAAAAGGGGAGUCUUGGAUUCACAGUGACAAAAGGAAUAGAGGAUACAGGAUGUUACGUGCAUGAUAUUGUCCAAGACCCAGCCAAAAGUGAUAACAGACUAAAACGUGGAGACAGAUUGAUAAAGGUAAAUAACACUGAUGUCACUGGCAUGAGUCACACAGAGGCUGUGAAUCUUCUCCGAAAUGCACCAAAGACUGUCAGCCUGGUAGUUGGACGAGUACUAGAAGUGCCUGAACAUCCAGUUGACCCCCAUAUGUUACCCAAGAUAAUACUGUCAUGUCAUGAACAAGAACUAGGCCUUACUGUGGCAGGAGGUAGUGAUAGCCCUUACCAGGCAGUGUACAUCAGUGCUGUAUCUGCAGGAUCAGUUGCUGCAGUAGACGGAAGUUUGAAAGCCAUGGACAUAAUCCAUUAUGUGAAUGAUAUCAGUAUACUUGGGAUGUCUUUGAGUGAAGCAAAAGAAACUCUGAAAAAGGCUGGUCCCACAGUGGUUUUACAAGCAACAAGAGCUGGUUGUCCUGUGAUUCCAUGUAUAAAUGAGUCUGCAUCUCCAAAUAACAAUGCCAAUCCUGAAUCAAAUGAAAUUCCUAAUUUUAAUGAGUGUAAUGGUGAAGGAGACAACAGGGAAGCAGAUGUACUGAAUUCUAAUUCUGUGCCUGAGGAACAUGUGAUUCAUAUUGAAUUGGAAAAACCUUCCUCUGGUGGAUUAGGAUUUUGUCUUGUCGGUUCAGAAAAUGGUAUCUUUGUAAAAUCUAUCAGCCCUGGUGGUGUUGCUGACACAGAGGGAAGCCUUCAUGUUGGUGACAGACUGCUUCAGGUGAAUGGAGAAAGCAUGCUAGGAGUCACUCACACCAAAGCUGUGACAACAAUCCGUAAAGCCAGGGGAUGUGUGAAUUUUACUGUAUCUAGAGUAACUUCCCAAAGUGUCAGUGGUUGCCAAAUGGCCAGGAACUUUGACAAUGAUGCUAAUAUAGGUGAUGAAGUUAAACACCCAAAAGUGGAUGACAGAUCUGAAGACACAGACUGUGAUGGGGCAUCUCUUCCAGAAGAUUCUCCAGAGGCAUCAAGGAUACAUGAGAACAAAGAUAUGGAGGAAGAGCUGACACCACAGAGGAUGCCCAAGCAAACUACACUAGGAAAUGCAGAUGGUGACUGUUCCUUGGGGAGUGACGUUCUGCCACUGGAGCUUGAGAAGCAGGAUAUAUCUGCUAAAGACCUACCCAUAGUGACUGCAGAUGAACUGUCUUCACUGCCACUUGUUGUUGUGUCACCUGGUGGCCAGUACACUGGAUCAAAGUUAAAGGGUGUCAUUAGAAUGAUGCGAGGAUUAAUAGAGCAGCAUAUCCCGGAGGGAGAAUUUGAGAACCUGCAAGUCUUAAAACCCUUGGAUCAGUGUUUGAUCGGGCAGACUAAAGAAAACAAGAAGAAAAAUCGAUACAAGAAUAUUCUUCCAUAUGAUACUACAAGAGUUACAGUGGGAAAAGAACUUGGCUACAUCAAUGCUAGUUUCAUACGCAUACCACUACAUGAUAAAGAACUUACUUAUAUUGCUUGCCAAGGACCUCUGCCAAGCACAGCUGCAGACUUUUGGGAAAUGGUUUGGGAACAAAACUCAGAUUGCAUUGCUAUGAUGACCCAAGAAGUGGAAAGUGGUAAAGUCAAGUGCCAAAGAUACUGGCCAGAUACACCUGGUUCAGCUACAAUGGUGAAUGACAGAUUACAGCUCACCUUCCUGAAAUCCCAGCAGUUGAAGAGUUUUCUUAUUCGGAUUUUUGAGCUGCAAGAUGUCCAGACAUGCAAAUUUCAUUGUGUAACACACCUGAACUUUACUGCUUGGCCUGACCAUGGCACUCCUGAUUCCAGUCAACCAGAACAACUUCUUGCCUUCAUCUCCUACAUGAGACAAGUUCACCAAACAGGACCUAUCAUUGCACACUGCAGUGCUGGAAUUGGUCGCUCUGGAACUCUUAUUUGUAUUGAUGCUGUCUUAGAAUUAAUAAGUAGAGAUCUUGAUUUUGAUAUUUCUAACAUUGUGCGAACAAUGAGGCUACAUCGUCAUGGAAUGAUUCAAACACAGGAUCAAUAUAUUUUCUGCUACCACGUCAUUUUGCACAUUCUGCGAUGUCUUCAGUCUGAAGAAAAUAGCCAGAACAGCAAGUGAAACAUAAAAGACUGAGAAUAAGUUUGUUGCACACUUUCUGUUUUAUGUAUAUGUAUGUAUUUUGCUACCCAACUCUUAUUUAAAUAAAAAGGAAAAACACUAAGAAGUGUCAACAGCAAUGCAUUUCAUGUAUUUAUCUAUAUAUUUUAAGCCAUACUGGAUCAGAAAAUGAAUUGUGAAUACAUUCUCUACAAACAUUCAAUAUACAGCUUUCUGUAAUGUCUCUAAAUGUUAUUGAAAUGUGAACUUGUCACUUCCAUGUGUACCUAAAAUUCAUCUACACAUCUGGUAUAGAAGUAAUUAAAUGUCUUUUGUGGUAGUUAAGCUGUGGUACUGUUAAAUCUACAAGAAGAAAAAAGUAUUAUAUACAGCAGAAAUUGUAAUUGAGCUGUUAUCAAUGUUUUCAUUACAUAGCACAGUUAUAAUUUUAUAGGCACAUUUGAAUAAAAUGUACUUGCUGUAAGAGCCUUACCUUGAAUCUGUGAGAAAGAAUUUGUAUACAGUUUUAUUGUAAUUACCUUUUUUAUUUAAGUAUUUUAUUAUAAAAUCUGCAUGUAUAUAUUUAUACUAUAUUUUGGAACCAAGAUGCAGCUCAGCAUAAUUGUGCGUAGAGUAUAAAAUGUAAAUAAAUACUGCUUUGUAUACAU
This is a messenger RNA of Protopterus annectens (West African lungfish), 8224 nucleotides long. It is a transcript of the gene PTPN13, whose product is annotated as protein tyrosine phosphatase non-receptor type 13. The transcript has 49 exons. Lineage: Eukaryota; Metazoa; Chordata; Ceratodontiformes; Protopteridae. The record is from RefSeq and is a predicted model, not a curated record. The coding region runs from base 3 to 7577 and encodes 2524 amino acids. Gene Ontology annotation, cellular component: cytoskeleton; cytoplasm; nucleus. Gene Ontology annotation, molecular function: protein tyrosine phosphatase activity; phosphatidylinositol 3-kinase regulatory subunit binding. Gene Ontology annotation, biological process: peptidyl-tyrosine dephosphorylation.